AUGUCGCCUGAACCGAUCAAUGUCCUCUUCUGUUGUUUGGGUAAUAUCUGCCGAAGUCCUAUGGCGGAAGCCGUCUUUCGCCAUGCGGUACAGAAGCAGCGCGCCGACGACCAUUUUGGCGUGAUUGACAGUUGCGGGACCGCCGACUAUCAUGAAGGCGAAGAACCUCACUCCACCACGGUAAAAGUCUGCCAAGAGAACCAAGUUCCCAUUAACCAUAUCGCCCGGGCCAUCACUCGGGAUGACUUUUACAAGUUUCUCUAUAUUUUCGGCAUGGACACCAAUAAUGUCAAAAAUCUACAGCGCAUGCAACCAAAGGACUCCAAAGCACAGGUUAAACUAUUUUCUGCAUUUGACGACAAUGCCACGGUGAUGGAUCCCUAUUAUAUUGGUACAAGUGCCUUCUACACCGUGUUUGAGCAGUGCCAACGCUAUUCUCGUGCCUUUCUCGACACCCUUCAGCGUGGCUCGAACGCUCAACUGUAA
Messenger RNA from Malassezia restricta, 486 nucleotides. Its product is annotated as low molecular weight phosphotyrosine protein phosphatase. The record is from RefSeq and is a predicted model, not a curated record. Lineage: Eukaryota; Fungi; Basidiomycota; Malasseziomycetes; Malasseziales; Malasseziaceae. Gene Ontology annotation, cellular component: cytoplasm. Gene Ontology annotation, biological process: protein dephosphorylation. The coding region runs from base 1 to 486 and encodes 161 amino acids. The transcript is spliced from 7 exons. Gene Ontology annotation, molecular function: non-membrane spanning protein tyrosine phosphatase activity; acid phosphatase activity.